Notolabrus celidotus (New Zealand spotty) is the source of this 2247-nucleotide messenger RNA. It is a transcript of the gene ctps1a, whose product is annotated as CTP synthase 1a. Gene Ontology annotation, biological process: pyrimidine nucleobase biosynthetic process; CTP biosynthetic process. Gene Ontology annotation, molecular function: identical protein binding; CTP synthase activity. Gene Ontology annotation, cellular component: cytoplasm; cytoophidium. The transcript is spliced from 18 exons. NCBI's taxonomy places the organism in Eukaryota, Metazoa, Chordata, Actinopteri, Labriformes, Labridae. The record is from RefSeq and is a predicted model, not a curated record. Bases 302 to 2077 code for a protein of 591 amino acids.
AAAAACAUGAACGUAAACAGCAUGACCAGGUGUGAGGCUGUAGUUUCAGAGGCGUACCUGAAGGCAGCGCUGUGUUGUAAGCGUGAAUGAGAAUGAAUGAUGUGCUGCAGCCCUGAAUCGUGGUCCAUACACGUGUAGAGUCAAUGAGGAGAGAUAGUUACAUGGCUCUGUAGUCGAACACAAUCAAUACUGUUUUCUGAAUUCCUUUUUUUGGCUGAAGAUUUUUUGCGAAGUGAUUUUUCUCUCGACGUUUUGUUUCGGAGGGCAACUCUGGCUGAAGAAUAUUUGACACCGGAGCAGAAUGAUGAAGUACAUCCUGGUAACUGGAGGAGUCAUCUCAGGUAUCGGCAAAGGGAUCAUAGCGAGCAGCGUGGGGACCAUCCUGAAGUCAUGUGGUCUGCAUGUAACUGCCAUCAAGAUCGACCCGUACAUCAACAUAGACGCAGGAACAUUUUCACCCUAUGAGCACGGAGAAGUGUUCGUGCUGGAUGAUGGAGGGGAGGUGGACUUGGAUCUGGGGAACUACGAACGCUUCCUUGAUAUCCGGCUGACCAAAGACAACAACCUGACCACAGGGAAGAUCUAUCAGUCCGUCAUAAACAAAGAGAGGAGGGGAGACUACCUGGGAAAGACUGUGCAGGUGGUGCCACACAUCACAGAUGCCAUCCAGGAGUGGGUUGUGAAGCAGGCCAAAGUGCCCGUUGAUGAAGAUGCAGAACCUCAAGUCUGUGUAAUAGAGUUAGGAGGCACUGUGGGAGACAUCGAGAGCAUGCCGUUCAUCGAGGCCUUCAGGCAGUUCCAGUUUAAAGUGAAGAGAGAGAACUUCUGUAACAUUCACGUCAGUCUGAUACCACAGCCGAGUGCAACGGGAGAACAGAAGACCAAACCAACACAGAACAGCGUCAGAGAGCUGAGAGGACUGGGACUGUCCCCGGAUCUGAUCAUGUGUCGCUGCUCCACGGCUCUGGAGAACUCGGUCAAAGAGAAGAUCUCAAUGUUCUGCCAUGUAGAACCUGAACAGGUCAUCUGUGUGCACGACGUCUCCUCCAUCUAUAGAGUACCGCUACUGCUGGAGAACCAGGGCGUGGUGGGGUACCUGAGCCGGAGACUCAACAUGCCCAUAGAGACCCGACCUCGAAGGAUGCUGACCAAGUGGAAGGAGAUGUCUGACAGGUCAGACAGGCUGCUGGAGAGCUGCUCCAUCGCUCUGGUGGGGAAGUACACUAAGUUUUCAGACUCCUAUGCUUCAGUCAUCAAAGCCCUGGAGCACUCAGCUCUGGCUAUCAGCCAUAAACUGGAGGUCAAGUAUAUAGACUCAGCCAAUCUGGAGCCCAGCACCCUGCAGGAGGAACCGGUGAAGUACCACGAAGCGUGGCAGAAGCUCUGCAGUGCAGAUGGCAUCCUGGUUCCUGGAGGUUUCGGUGUCCGAGGAACUGAAGGAAAGAUUCACGCCAUCAACUGGGCCAGAAAACAGAAGAAACCUUUUCUAGGUGUGUGUCUGGGAAUGCAGCUGGCUGUAUGUGAAUUUGCUAGGAACGUGCUUGACUGGAAAGAUGCCAACUCGACUGAAUUCCACCCAGAGUUAAAGCAUCCUGUGGUGAUCGAUAUGCCAGAACACAACCCCGGACAGAUGGGAGGUACCAUGAGACUCGGGAAGAGACGGACCAUUUUCAAGACAACCAAUAGUGUAUUACGCAGACUUUAUGGAGAUGCAGAGUAUGUGGAAGAGAGGCACAGACAUCGCUUUGAGGUCAAUCCUGAGCUCACCCGUCACUUCGAGGAGAAGGGCUUCCGCUUCGUAGGUCAGGACGUUGAAGGAGAAAGAAUGGAGGUCAUCGAGCUGGACGAUCACCCGUACUUUGUGGGAGUGCAGUACCACCCGGAGUUCACCUCUCGUCCCAUCAAGCCAUCACCUCCCUAUUUUGGUUUGCUGCUUGCUGCUGCAGGGAAGCUGCCAAGCUACUUACAGAAGGGCUGCCGUCUGUCUCCAAGGGAUACCUACAGUGAUCGGAGCGGCAGCAGCACCCCAGACUCUGAGAUAUCAGAACUGAAAUUACCCUCAAUCUCAAGUGAAUGACUCAGGUGUUUGGAAUAAAACCAUAGUUUUUUAAAAGUCUUUCAUUUUGAACGGUUACAUUUUUCCUGAAUGAAGAUGCAUCUUGUACUGGACUGUCAAUUGUUCACGGACACAAUCUGGUUCUGUUACUCAAACUCAUAUUACAGAUUUGUUUCUCUACAGUGUUGAAA